AAACAUUUUCGUCUCAGCCAUAAUUACGUCCCAACAUCAUGACCUCCUUGUUCACCACAAACAUCUUUCCCAAGAGCAAGGAUGUGGCAUUCAUCACCGGAGCAAAUCGCGGCAUCGGCUUCGAGCUCGCCAGAACACUCGCUCGCGAUCACGACUUCCACAUCCUCCUCGGUUGCCGCUCUCCUGCUGCCGGGUCACUAGCUGCACUCAAGCUACGAGAUGAAGGCUACGCUGUCGAGAACAUCACCAUCGACAUCACUUCCGACGACUCUAUUCGCAACGCUGCAGAAGAAAUCAAGAAGAAACAUGAGCGCCUGGACCUUCUUGUCAACAACGCUGGCAUGAUGGUUCGCGGCGAUGCAGACGAAUGCUUCGAUACGAAGAGACAAGCGCUUCAAGACACAUUCAACACCAACGUUUCUGGUCACGCCUUGGUUACUGACGCCUUCAUCCCGCUUUUGUCCAAGUCUCCAAACCCACGUAUCGUCUUUCUUAGCUCCAUUCUCGGGUCCAUCAUCAACCGCCUGACUGUUAAAUGUCCUCUUGAUGAGAUUGAUUCCAUUGCAUUUCGGUGUAGCAAGGCCGCGCUCAACAUGUUGGCUGCGCAUUACGCAAGGAAGUUCAAAGAGAAGGGGUGGAAGAUCACUAUGGUAUGCCCUGGUUUCGUGUCGACGGAUAUGCACAACGGGAACGGGGCGAUUACGCCUAGACAGGCCAUGGGGAAUUUGGUAAGGGUUUGCACCUUAGGACCGAACGGCGAAACAGGAACAUUCACCAAUGACAUUGGGCUUAUUCAUUAUUGAGCGACUUGGGCCCAUGGGUUGCAUGUGGCGGGUAUCGUAGCGGAUGAGACGGCCCCAAUAACAUCCAACAACAUCUUUGUUCUUCACGUGUUCACAACACCGACAGUCAGACACCGUAACAUUUGCUUCUGCAUACGCGUCCUCAGAUGGUGUUGUCCGAUUGGUUGACAACCGUAGAUCCGUAAUAUCAGCUGAUA
This is a messenger RNA of Dothidotthia symphoricarpi CBS 119687, 1000 nucleotides long. Its product is annotated as carbonyl reductase. Bases 39 to 803 code for a protein of 254 amino acids. Gene Ontology annotation, molecular function: oxidoreductase activity, acting on the CH-OH group of donors, NAD or NADP as acceptor. The record is from RefSeq and is a predicted model, not a curated record. NCBI's taxonomy places the organism in Eukaryota, Fungi, Ascomycota, Dothideomycetes, Pleosporales, Dothidotthiaceae. The transcript has a single exon.